Messenger RNA from Pseudogymnoascus destructans, 3872 nucleotides. RefSeq names its product Mcm2-7 hexameric complex component (gene MCM7). NCBI's taxonomy places the organism in Eukaryota, Fungi, Ascomycota, Leotiomycetes, Thelebolales, Thelebolaceae. Gene Ontology annotation, biological process: double-strand break repair via break-induced replication; DNA strand elongation involved in DNA replication; DNA replication. The record is from RefSeq and is a predicted model, not a curated record. Gene Ontology annotation, cellular component: MCM complex; nucleus. The transcript is spliced from 3 exons. Gene Ontology annotation, molecular function: ATP hydrolysis activity; ATP binding; single-stranded DNA binding. Bases 189 to 2621 code for a protein of 810 amino acids.
CAACCUCAACUCCUUGCAACCAGCCCCUCUAAAUAACUUCGAUUGUGCCAACCCAACAUCCUCCACAUAAUUAUACCAUCACCAAUACACUCCGCACCCACCUUCUAAUUAGAUACUGCUCCGCAACACCAUCAUAGCCAAGCAGAGCGCCUACAGAGCAACUACAGAACAACAAAUCUCUCAGCGCAAUGGCGCUCCUAACCUACCGCAAGGAUGUCGACUAUGCAAAGCAACAGAGCGAGUUUGAGGGCUUUUUGGAGUCUUUCAAAUCGGCAACACACGAAAUCGAGAAUGCCGCAUUGGACAUGCGCAUCGACGACGGUGAUACUAGUGACGAAUACGACUUCGCUGAUAGUGAUGAGGAGGCAGCUGAGCGCCGGCAUGCGAAUAAACAGCAACCCCAGAAAUUCGCAAACAAGUACAUGGAUUUGUUGCAGAAGGUCGCAAAUAGGAAGGCAAAUGAGAUAACGAUAGACCUCGACGACCUGGCGCAAUACGAGAAGUCUUUAGAAGAUGAUGAUAUCUUCUCGGAUUUGGUCAAAUCGAUUGAAAUGAACACCCACCAUUACAUCGAGAUCAUGUCAAGGGCCGUCGACAAGGUGAUGCCAGAGCCAACGGAGGAGAUCAACUACAAAGACAGCGUUCUCGACAUUAUCAUGUCGCAGCGAUCUCAAAGGAACGUGGAGAAUCGGUACAAUGAGGAGAACAUGGACGACCCAUCCGUCCUGCCAGCGCCUUACCCCGCGGAGUUGACUCGGAGAUACAGCCUGAACUUUAAGCCGCGGACAGCCAAUGAGAUCACUCGCUCCAGAGCUCUCGCAGUCCGCGAGGUUCGCGGCGAGCAUCUCGGCCACCUCAUCACCGUUCGCGGCAUCGCAACAAGGGUGUCUGAUGUCAAGCCUUCUAUCCUAGUCAGCGCAUAUACCUGUGGUAUCUGUGGCUGCGAAGUUUUCCAGCCCGUUACCACGAAGUCUUAUGGACCUUUGACUGAAUGUCCGUCAGACGACUGCAAAGUCAACAAUGCCAAGGGGAACUUAUUCUCUUCGAUGAGAGCUUCCAAAUUUGUUCCUUUCCAGGAAGUCAAAAUUCAAGAAGUCCCAGAUCAAGUUCCAGUUGGACAUAUCCCAAGACAACUGACCAUUCUCUGUCAUGGAGCACUUGUACGCCAGAUCAGCCCAGGAGACCUCAUCGACUGCGGCGGAAUCUUUCUGCCAACCCCAUAUACAGGCUUUAAAGCGAUGAGAGCUGGUCUGUUAACAGACACAUAUCUGGAGGCUCAGCACGUUAUGCAACACAAAAAGGCAUACGAACACAUGACAAGCGACCCGAAAAUCUUCAAAAGGCUUAAUGCGUACGGUGCAUCAGGGCAAAUGUACGAGUACUUGGCCAAAUCUAUUGCGCCUGAAAUUUAUGGCCAUCUUGAUGUCAAGAAGGCUCUGUUGCUAUUACUGGUCGGGGGUGUGACGAAAGCGAUGGGUGAUGGAAUGAGAAUCCGUGGCGAUAUCAACAUUUGCCUCAUGGGCGAUCCUGGUGUGGCUAAGUCCCAACUCCUCAAAUAUAUCACCAAGGUUGCUCCUCGUGGAGUCUAUACCACAGGUCGUGGUUCGAGUGGUGUUGGCCUCACUGCCGCUGUCAUGAGAGACCCAGUCACCGACGAAAUGGUACUCGAAGGCGGCGCCCUUGUUCUAGCUGAUAAUGGCGUCUGCUGCAUUGAUGAGUUCGAUAAGAUGGACGAUAGCGAUCGCACUGCCAUUCACGAAGUCAUGGAGCAACAGACCAUUUCUAUCUCGAAGGCCGGAAUCUCAACAACCCUCAACGCUCGCACCUCUAUCCUUGCCGCGGCCAAUCCCCAAUAUGGCCGUUACAAUCCUCGUAUUAGCCCGGUUGAAAACAUCAACCUCCCUGCCGCGCUAUUGUCCCGUUUCGACGUACUUUUCUUGAUUCUCGACAAGCCAACUCGGGAGACAGAUGCUAUGCUGGCUAAGCACGUCACAUAUGUGCACAUGCACAACAAGCACCCCGAAACGGAUGGCAUUGUCUUGUCGCAGGAUGAAGUCCGCCAAUACGUGGCGAAAGCACGCUCGUUCCGCCCUGUCAUUACCAACAAGGUUUCUGAGUACAUGGUCCGCGCCUAUGUCGAUAUGCGCGCACAGCAAGCUCGCGAUGAGAAGACUGCGAAGCAGUUCACACACACCUCUGCCCGUACACUUCUAGGCGUCGUUCGUUUGUCGCAAGCUCUGGCACGAUUGCGAUUCGACAACGAGGUUAUUUUGCCAGAUGUUGAUGAAGCCUUGAGGCUUAUCGAUGCGUCAAAGCAGAGUCUCUACGAUGAGCAAACAAACCGCGGACGUGAUGGCACACCCAGCAGUAAAAUCUACAAUCUCAUCCUCGCCCUGGCCGAGGCAGGCACUUGUGAUGUUGAUGAUGGAUCGGAUAGCGGCGAACUCAGCAUUAGAAAGGUGCAGGAGAGAGUUAUUGCCAAGGGGUUCACAAUCGAUCAGUUCCAGCAGGCGAUUGAUGAGUACACGCAGCUUGAUAUUUGGCAAACUGCCGGUAAUGGUACUAGACUGGCGUUCCUCCAGAAUGUGGACAAGGAUGCGGAUGUGGAGGACAUGUUCUAAUUUAAAAGGGGGGAAGUUAUUGCAUGUUCUAUAUGUAGGCUUGUGCAUUGGAGUGCUGGCGUUUCCUGGGAUGGUAUACAGUGUGUUCACGUUAGGAGAGCGCAGGGUAGAUGUUUACGAAUUCAAAGCUAAAUUUCCUCAAUGCUUUCCUAUUAUUGAGAGAUAGCCGCCGCCGCGUGAUGAUAUUCUGGGUUGCAUGCACCUGACAAGCUUGCAUUUAUUUGCGCCAAGGACUGCAGCAAUUUUCAAUCCCAUUCACUUUAGAUUCCCAGAGAAGUUAUCAAAGUUACAUGUUUUGUAUUCGACGUUGGCCGUGUCCACUGCUAGCCAUCAAUCAAACUAAAGCCGGACCUUUUCUUCCCACCCAGCCAACGCCAACAUUCCCAAACGCCGAACAAUGCCCCACAACUACUUUUUUGGCCCUUAUUUCGCUCCCACCUUUCUACCCUUGCGCUCGUUCGCUCUCUGGAGACGCUCAUUCCUCUUAACCUUCUCCUUACGGUCUCUCCUUCCAUCACCCUGUUGAGUCGUGCCCUCCUUCCUCUCACGCUCCUUCUUCAUAUCGACCUCCACGAUCCAGUCGUUCUCGCCGGCCUUGUUGGCUCCCUUGUAACCCCACUUAGGCACCCACUCCCCAGUUGCCUCGUCGUACUGCAUCUUCUGGCGCACAUCGGCAGUCUUGGCCUUAAUGCCCUUCUUGCGAGCGAAGCGCUCCCAGGUGGUCUCGGCCUUUGGCGGUGGAAGAGGCUUUGCAGAGAGUUAGCGGCAUGUACUACUAUACGCGGCAGGGAAUUGAAAGAGGUUUACCUUUUCACGCGGAAGGUGCGUACUCGGGGUUGGAAGGGUGAGGAGGACGCCAGCUGGCGCCGAAGUAAUCGGACAUGUGCCCAAGAGCUGAUUGAUGAGUGCCUGCGCACCAUCUCUCGCUGUGGCACUCAGAUCAUCCUCAAUGUUCUCACUGUUCAGCUCCAGCGGGUUCGGGUCGUUUGCGAGGAGGUACCCGAGAUCAAAGAUAUACGGCGUAGGCUUAUCAACGACGACCGGUAACCGUGUGAGUUCCUGAACUUCAGCCAUUGCGAGUAUCGUUCGUUGUGCUGAAAGAAAUUCGUAAAUGGUGGUGGUAUCGUUAUCGGGGGCGCAAAAAGUUCGAGCGACAGAGAGUUUCCUUGUCGCGCGAGCAAGGAUGCCGCAACUUUUUAGCGGCCGCAUUUUAGCGUCCUUUUUCAAAAGUGUACUGCACCCGAAUGCACC